Messenger RNA from Silurus meridionalis, 1461 nucleotides. RefSeq lists its product as uncharacterized. The transcript is spliced from 5 exons. Bases 180 to 1121 code for a protein of 313 amino acids. Lineage: Eukaryota; Metazoa; Chordata; Actinopteri; Siluriformes; Siluridae. The record is from RefSeq and is a predicted model, not a curated record.
UUCACAUAUACAGACCGCUGGACACACAUGCUUUUUUAUUUAAUGAUUAACAGCUGAUUCAGGAAGAUUUGGAAUAAAUAUGCACUUUAAAUGCAGUUAGAAUGGCACAGGUUGGUUCAGGAAGAUCGUAACAGUGAAGAGCUCAGGGUUCAAAAGCCCACCAGGACGUCUCAGGAAGCAUGGAGGCUUGGUAUAGCUGCCUCCGGAAUCUGAGCAUCUUUAAAUGGUUCUCCUGGCUACGUUUACGAGGUCCUUCUUCAGUCAGAGCAUGUGUGUGUGAUGUCUAUAAGUCCCUGGCCCCAUUAAAACUUUACACUGCUGCCCUGGUGGUUGUGGUCAUGUACGCACUCGCAGAUCAACUCCACAACUUCGUGUGCAGGAUCUUAGUUCCGCAGUACCACUACCCAUACACUGCACCUUUUGCCCUCAUACAGGUGUUCCUGAACAUCCUGGCAUUGCUGGCUCUGCACAAUCUGGGGAUUGUGCACCUGAAUCCCUUCUCUCGGAAGCUAGCCGAGCGGCUUAUGGUCCCCGCUGUGUGUGGUGGUGUCCAGGGCGUUCUUGCUCUGUGGGCUCAAGCAAGUGCAUACUCGGGCUUGUACCCCCUCACUGAAUGCCUCCUGCCACUCUUUAGCCUGGCAUGGGGUCACCUCCUUGGAGUCAACAAGCCUAAGUCAGUCCACUUUAUCUGCCUGCUCACAACGCUCACUUUCAUCUCUAUUGGAAUUACAGGGUAUAAGGGGGUGUACAACAUAGAGCCUCUGGAAUAUUUCUACUCUCCUUUAAACGUGUUCCUCCAAAGUCUCUCCCUGGCCUGGCUGUCUAAAGUUGCCCAGACUGAGCAAGGCCAUGCUACGACUUUUGACAUCUACUACACCCUGAAAGUGACCCAAAGUGUGUUGCUGUUACUGCUCUGUGUAAUGCAUCCAGACACUCCACGAGCAAUCACGCAUGGCAGCUGGCACACGCUGCUCUUCCUGGGAUACAUGUUGGCCGUGUUUCUCCUGGGCUCCGUACUGAGUUUUCUAGUGGACUUUACAGCCCUGAGGCUCUCGCCGCUCUCGGCUGCUCUGCUACACUGCGCCAGAGGACUCGCAAUGCCAAUUGUUAACUUAUUAUAGCAAGCAGACAGUCACGGACAUUUUGGAAUCUGAUCUGUUUCAGUAGAUAUUUAUUAAUGAAUUAUACUUGGCGAUGCACCAGUUUUGAUUACCAGGUCAAGGUAGUGAAAUGAGGUUUGACAAGCAACAUAAUGGUAAAGAAAACCAUUGCAGCCUUUGAGUGGAAAAGUUUGCCCCCCCCACCCCUGUGACAGACAGUAUUUUAUUAUUUUGAUGUCAAUUAUAAAAUGUAAUCAGGGAGGAGGCAAUAAAAGGUUAUAUGUAACCUAAGAAACUUGGUGAUGUAAUCGGCUGUGUCUUGAGGUAAACAUGCAGACAAGAUAAAACCACAAAUGAUUGA